AUGUCUUAUAACGAACGGCCCCGAGCCGGUGCCAGCAGCCCCCGUGAUCACAUUGACACCCAAGAAACCCGACCCCUCCUACACAACGCUCGAGAAUCAGGAGACAUCGCAGAGCCGGCAAGCCUGAGGAUAUCCAGCGCCAUGGGCUUCAAGGCCCUUCUCAGCCGCACCGCGUUCUUUCGCCAUCAUGAGGAGCGGAGUCCUCUGGAGCGGGAUCUUGUCCGGCGGCUUGACAUCUUUCUGAUGACUUUUGGCUGUGUCUCUCAGGUCAUCAAGUAUCUUGAUCAGACAAAUAUCAGCUCCGCCUAUGUGUCAGGGAUGAAGGAAGACCUCGGUCUAUAUGGAAAUGAGCUCAACUACUUCACCACCUGGUUCAGUGUCUCCUAUUGUAUUAUGCUGAUCCCUUCUCAGGUCAUCAUGACUUGGGUCAGGCCAAGCUGGUGGCUGCCGGGCUUGGAGAUCGCAUGGGGCAUCGUCACAGGGCUGAUCGCGCUAUGUCAUAACGCAAAGCAGGUUUAUGUAUUGCGCGUCUUCCUGGGGCUGUUUGAGAGCAGUGCCUGGCCUGGAAUGAUGACACUGUUUAUGUAUUGGUACACGCCUACCGAGCUGGCCAAGCGUAUGGGCUUCUACCACUCCUGCCAGUCGAUCGGGUCGAUGAUGAGCGGCGCCCUGCAGACGGCCGUUCUUAACACACUUGAUGGACACCAUGGAAUUGCUGGCUGGCGUUGGCUCUUUGUCAUAAACGCCAUCAUGACCGUCGCCGUUGGCCUUGCUGGCUUCUUCAUGCUACCCGACUACCCCUCUCGCCCAAACCCCCGUGCUGUCUGGUUCACCGCAGAGCACAGCCAAAUGGCGCAGGAACGGCUGGAGCGGCACGGCCGGGCCGGAGUCAAGAAGAUUACUUGGAGCGCGGCCAAGCGGACAGCGACCAUGUGGCUCGCCUACUUUAUCCCGGUGCUGUACAUUGGCACCGUUUUGGCACAGUACGGAAUGAACUACUUCAACCUAUUCUUGAAGUCUCUGCGGAACCCAGAUGGCUCCCGCACAUGGUCGACCUCACAGGUAAACACGAUACCCAUUGCCGGUGGCGCAAUAAAUGUGGCGUUCGUGUGGAUCUGGGCAAUCAUGUCCGAUGUUUUUCAAACCAGAUGGACGUUGCUGGUGGCCCAGGCUUUUAUUGGCCUGAUCGUCUCGAUCAUUAUGAGUGUCUGGACACAGCAUCCAGACACUACCCCGCUGUCGGCCGCUUACGCGAGCUAUUUCAUCCUCUACAUGUGCCAGGGAACGGCACCGCUGAUUUUCUCAUGGUUGGCUGAUCUUCUGCCGCAAGAUCCGGAGGCGAGGACUUUAGUCGUUGGAUAUGCCAUUGCGGGCGUAUACUCCAUCAUUGCGUGGUCUCAAGUACUUGUCUGGCCUGCCAGUGAAGCACCGCAUUAUAAAUAUGCUUGGCAGGUUUCAGUAGCACUGUGGGUGCUUGUGGCCACGAUGGUCGUUAUUUUGAGGAUCAUAGAUCUGAGAUAUCUGCUACCGAAGCGUUCGAUUGCUACCAUUCCUACAAUUGAUGCAGCAAAGGUGGAUGGUGAGGAGACCGUGGCUACAGACGCAGGCGGAAAGCAGUCAAAGUCGAAGACUACAGAUGUUGAAAAUGUGGCAUAA
Diaporthe citri is the source of this 1656-nucleotide messenger RNA. RefSeq lists its product as uncharacterized. Gene Ontology annotation, biological process: transmembrane transport. Bases 1 to 1656 code for a protein of 551 amino acids. Gene Ontology annotation, molecular function: transmembrane transporter activity. Gene Ontology annotation, cellular component: membrane. The transcript is spliced from 4 exons. The record is from RefSeq and is a predicted model, not a curated record. NCBI's taxonomy places the organism in Eukaryota, Fungi, Ascomycota, Sordariomycetes, Diaporthales, Diaporthaceae.